GUACACCAGCUAAUGUUGCAGAAGUCCACCAGGGGAAUGUCAUCAGCUCUCAAGAUUUAACAGGCUUGAUGGCUGCUGACAUCCGUCAAGAAGACGAGCAGGCAUUCAUUCUGACUCUGGUGGAAAUCCCAACCAGCGCAGCCGCAGAAUUUACUGACACCACUGCCCAAUCAGUGCCAGCCUCCUUGCUGCCAGCACCCAUCUUGGUCAAGUCAGCGAGCUCUGAAGAAAGGGCUGACGGGAGUGUGAAUUUACCGGUAGCGUCACUUCAUCAAGGUGCCAUGUGUUUACCAGUUUCUGGGAGAGAUGGUUCUGAGAAGUCUCCUGCUAAUUUGGAUCUCACCACUAGAAAGAGGUUUCAUUGCAGCCUUGAGGAGAGCGAUCAGGCUCCCCCUGCCAAAAAGAGUUCACUCACUUCAAGAAUUCUUCAUCAAGAAUACGCCUCUGGGGUAUGCUCAACGGAAUUAAUAAAUGUUUUGGAUGAAACAGGGGAGUCCUGUAAGGGUCGAGCUGGUUCCCCCUCCCCGGGAAGCUCAGUGCAUCCAGACCCUGCAAAGGAACACCUGGAGUCAGCUUGCCAAAGUCUGGCGUCUGGAACUGUCAAUGAAAUCACCAGCCCACAUGGCGAGAAAAGUGUGCCUCAGUGUGCUCGGGUUGAGGUGACCCAGGAAGAAAGAACAGAUGCUGCCUGUGCGUCCCCGUGGAUGGAGGACAAGAUGCCUGCCACGAAACCGCCCCUGUCCAGACCUCACAGAAAACCCCUGGGAUUUUUAUCUUUAAUAUGUUCAAAAAAAACCAGUCUGGGGUCUGAUGAGCCCGCUCAAGUCCACAGAAAGAAGCGCCUGAAACCUCUGAUCCCUGCAGCAAGACAGAGUGUGAAGAGGUCUGACCCACCAAGUGAGAUCCAGGAGACCAGGCAGGAACCCUGUGACGCUCUGCCAGCUCUGAGCAUCAGUGCUGGGGCCCAGCAUCGAGAGACCAGGCAGGAACCCUGUGACGCGCUGCCAGCUCCGAGCGUCAGUGCCGGGGCCCAGUAUCAAGAGACCAGGCAGGAACCCUGUGACGCGCUGCCAGCUCUGAGCGUCAGUGCCGGGGCCCAGCAUCAAGAGACCAGGCAGGAACCCUGUGACGCGCUGCCAGCUCCGAGCCUCGACGCCAGGGCCCAGCAUCGAGAGACCAGGCAGGAACCCUGUGACGCACUGCCAGCUCCGAGCAUCUACACCGGGGCCCAGCAUCAAGAGACCAGGCGGGAACUCUGUGACGCAUUUCCAGCUCUGAGCGUCUACACCGGGGCCCAGCAUCAAGAGACCAGGCAGGAACCCCAUGACGCGCUUCCAGCUCUGAGCGUCUACACCGGGGCCCAGCAUCAAGAGACCAGGCAGGAGUCCUGUGACACGCUGCUAGCUCCGAACGCCAAUGUUGGGUCCCAGCCUCAGGAGACCAGGCAGGAAUUGCGUGAUGCGCUUCCAUCUCCAAGCGUGGAUGCCAGAGGUCAGCCUCAGGAGACCAGGCAGGAGUCCUGGGAUGCGCUUCCAGCUCCAAGCGUGGAUGCUGAGUCCCAGCCUCAGGAGACCAGGUGGGAGUCCCGUGACACACUUCCAGCCCCGAACGCCGACGCUGGGUCCCAGCCUGAGAAUCCUGGCGAGUCAGCGGCCCAGGUGCAGGUGUCUUGUGAUGAAGCCCCCCGGAGAGGGGAAUGUCAGAGCGGGCAGCACGCGGCGCCUGCUGAGGAGCCGACCACCGUCUCCGAGUAUUUCUUCAAUGAUAUCUUCAUUGAGGUGGAUGAAGCAGAAUGAGACAGCCUUGGGCCUUGUUUCUUUUGAAAAAGGCUGAUAUUUACGGACUGAAUUACAUCCACAGAGCAGUUUCCAGAGAGAGAAAAAUCACUGUUUUUGGUUUAGAUUGCUUUUGCCUGUUUGCUGAGCUUGGCUGGAAGCUUUUGUAAUCGCUGGAAAGGAUCGCUUGAGGCCCCUUCCUUCCGACUGAGCUUUCUCCGACAGACGCGCCCCUCGUGUUCACAUGCCGAGCCCCCCGGUUCCGGAGCGUCACGUGGAGAUCUCAGAGCCCCUGGCUGUGGGGUGGUCCUGUUUAGCUUAGUGAACUUCUUUUCUGAAGUUUGGGGUUUUUGAUUUUUUUUUUUUUAAUUUCCUGUGUCUGUUUUUUGAGAGCGUGAUGAGGUCUUUGCGUUUGCCUCGGACUAUCCGCAAGCAGAUUGCGUAGCUCCACUCUAGUGUGGUAAGAUGAAAACUGUGCUGUUGUCAGCUGUUUGGCUGACUGAAAAAUAUGUAUUUUUCUAAUUCGUGGUGAUAUAACAUUAGUCCUAAUUGGAGAACUAAUAUUUAAAGUUAUUAUUUAUAAAAAUGACACAUCAGAGAGCUUAUUUAUUUUUAAAUUUUUUAUUUAUGAUGCUAGUCAGUCUUAAUUAUAUCCACCCCUCCGAUUGUGCGUAAGGGAGACAUGAGCAAAUUAUGCCUGUUGUCUUUUCCUCUCUAAUUUUAAAGAUAUUUAAAGUGAUAACAACUGGAAUGGAUACUUUUUUUCUAUUUAGUAUAUUAACUUUAUACUGUGAAUUUUUUUUUUUUUGGUUUAUUUUUAUUUCUUGGGUAAUCUCAGGAUUUUCAUGGGUGAGGAAAACUUGAUUUAUCAGAGCAAUUUCCUACACAUAUAUAUACACACACACUCCUUUUUUUAAAAAAAAAAAAAUUCUUGAUAGUUUUUUUUUUUUUCCCCAUAAAAUUCUGUUGCUGGAAUACUUAGGAGUACACAACUUAAUUUUGAUGUUAAAAAUAGAAACUAAUGUCACAGUAGGAAAUCAGUGAUUAUCACAAUAUGAAUUUAAAGAUUUUUAAUUUUGAAAUUUGAUGAUUUACAGAUUAUCAAAUACAGUAGACCCUUGGCUGUUACCUGCCCAAACGGAUCUUAGUGAUUCAAGUCAAAACUAUUCCAAGAGCAGACCAGUUGCGGUUUCAUUGAAAGACGUCUUGGGUCGGUAACAUUGGUUCAGGAGUCAGUCAGGCAUUCAUUAGGAGUUGGCAGCAUUUCCUGCAGAUUCGUUCGGGGUGUGCGGGCUCGCUGUCUGGGGCAGGGCGUGGGUGAAGGGCAGUGGCCGGAGUGGGCUCCGAGUCUGAUCUAACCUCUCUGGUAUUGACCUCACUGUGUCCUGGUUGUCAUUGAAGUCACGAUUUGUGCCUGAAUAAGUCAGAUCUGCUCAUUGCAUUAUGAAAUGAUUAGAUUUUUUAAUUGAAAGAGUUUUUAAAAUCUUCUGUGUUUUAAAAAAAAAAACAAACCUAGUAGCUGGUUUUCGAGGUGCUUGGUCAGUGCGUGGGCUCAGCGAGUAUGACAGUAUGGCUCAUCUGCAGAAACGCUGUCAACAGAGUUUUUACUCAUAGCCUUAGAGUGAAAUUGACAAUAACUUUUGUCGCAAAGGAGGAUGUGUUAGUAUGAAUGGACAUUCUCCAUGGAUGUACAUGUAUUUAUUCUGUGCGAUUAAUAUGUCACAAAAAUCAUGGAGUAAACCACAGUCCUGUUUUAUAACUUGCUUUUGUAAGUUCUAAAAAAAAAAAAAAAAUCUCAUUCUGAAAGGAUUUCCUUCUGUCUGUUAGUACUGAGUUGGAUGUUAGGUUGCCAUGAUUACCGUCCCUGUGUAAUGUUUAUUUUUAAACUGUGUGCACAUGUCCCUGUUCAUCCAGAGUCCGCUAUUUUUAUGGAAGAUAGACUUUCUUACUGGGUAGUGAACACACAGGGCAUUCCUUGUAUUAGAGAAUCAAAUUGGCCAGCUAAAUUAUCCUAGUUAUUCUUAAAAUGAGUCUUGGAAGAAAAGAAACAGAAUCAGUGUAUUUGCCUUGUACGAUGGAAGGACACAUGUAUGCUAAGUCUGAUUUCAUGUAAAGAUAUUGCAAAGAAUUUAUUUUAUAAAUCUCAAAGGAGAUACAAUUACAGCUGUUUAUCUUGCUUGUUCUUCCGGAACACUUAGGUCUCAGCAAGUGAUGGGCAUGGUGGCUUUAGAGCCCAGUGGUUGGUAAGUGACUGGGGCCCAGGUAUAAACUUCCGUGUCCUCUGUGUACCACCUUGCUUGGUAGAGAAAGGACCUUGCAUUCUGUCUCGCCUGAAGAAGUUUUUGACAAAUAGAUGCAGUAUCUGUCAUUUGUAAAUUUUCUUGUUCUAAAGAAAAGUUAUGUUCCAUAGGUAUACAUUAUGUAAAUAAAAGUUAUUUU
Molecule: messenger RNA, 4214 nt
Organism: Ochotona curzoniae (black-lipped pika)
Lineage: Eukaryota; Metazoa; Chordata; Mammalia; Lagomorpha; Ochotonidae
Product: transcription factor TFIIIB component B'' homolog
Exons: 7
Coding region: 69-1796 (575 amino acids)
Source: RefSeq, a predicted model, not a curated record